CCUUUACGCUAUGUUGCCUAGCAACCACCUUCAAACAACCCAGAGAGUUGACAGCCGCUUGAACGGCAAACUGAUACACUUUUUCCAAGUAGGCAAAACUCUAUUUGCAGCGAAUGGAGCGAGAGUUAGACGAGGAAGAGCUGCAGGAUUUGUACGCUUGGAUAGACAAAAUCCCUCUUUCAAGGCCCAAAAGAAACAUCGCCAAUGACUUCAGCGACGGAGUAAUGGCAGCAGAGGUUGUUAAACAUUUCUUCCCAAGGCUUAUUGACUUGCACAACUAUACUCCUGCCAGCUCAACACAACAGAAGCUCAGCAACUGGAACCUUCUCAACAGGAAGGUGUUUUCCAAGCUGAACUUCCACGUGCCCGAGAAGUCAGUGAAAAAGAUUGUACUGAGAACAGCGGGAGUGAUCGAGAGCGUGCUCAGCGCCCUCCGGGAGAAGAUAGACAAGAAGCUAGAGCACAACACACACAACAUACUAGAUUUGGAAUACUAUGACACCAGGAACCCAGACAACACGCACACAGAUCUCCAGUCCGAGGUGACUCAGAUGGCACGUGAAGGGCUGAAAAAGGAUGAAAAGUUUAAAUUGGAGAAUAGCAGAAUGCAAAACGCACCCCAGUUUUACUCCCACUUGGACCCAGCUCUCCGGCAAAUUCUGAAGGAAAAAGAGCACGCGGCCAUGGCUUUGCAGGAGACAGUGGAGAUCCUGCAGAUGAAGGUGAGCAAGUUGGAGCGUCUGGUACAGCUGAAGGACAUGCGGAUAGAUGAUCUGAGGCAGAAUCUGGAGAUGUGUAACUGUCAAAAAGGAAAACACAAUGAUUCAAACACCAGCAGCACGUAACACUUUGAAAUCCUUAAAUUAACACUUUUGAAUUGUGCAAUUAGCUUCAAAUACUCCCUUACCAAAAAGAUAUAAAAAGAAGCAAUGUGCAAGUGUGUUUCCUCAAGUACAUUGAACGUAAUCCGUUCAGGGACACCAGUUAAUUCAUUCCGAUUUUUAAACCCUUGCUCCCAUAGGAUAUAAUAGAAUUUGGAUUAAUCUGUUCCAGUGUCAAACUGUAUAACACAAGUAUAAAAAUAAUAUAACAACUAAUGUAAUUUAAGACAAAAAAACCCUCUCUACCCAUGAUAACAAGUAAUGUGGUAUGGUGCGUUUUUUUGCGAUGUGUGUGAUGUCAGCCAAAUUGAUGUUUUUCAUGUUUUUGUGCCGCAGUUUAUUAAUUUAGUGUAGCAAGACACAUA
This is a messenger RNA of Dunckerocampus dactyliophorus (ringed pipefish), 1246 nucleotides long. RefSeq names its product sperm flagellar 1 (gene spef1). The record is from RefSeq and is a predicted model, not a curated record. Gene Ontology annotation, biological process: regulation of cytoskeleton organization. Gene Ontology annotation, molecular function: microtubule binding. Gene Ontology annotation, cellular component: axoneme. Lineage: Eukaryota; Metazoa; Chordata; Actinopteri; Syngnathiformes; Syngnathidae. The transcript is spliced from 7 exons. Bases 114 to 845 code for a protein of 243 amino acids.